This is a messenger RNA of Sporothrix brasiliensis 5110, 1656 nucleotides long. RefSeq lists its product as uncharacterized. Lineage: Eukaryota; Fungi; Ascomycota; Sordariomycetes; Ophiostomatales; Ophiostomataceae. Gene Ontology annotation, molecular function: protein binding; nuclear import signal receptor activity. The coding region runs from base 1 to 1656 and encodes 551 amino acids. Gene Ontology annotation, biological process: NLS-bearing protein import into nucleus. The record is from RefSeq and is a predicted model, not a curated record. The transcript has 2 exons. Gene Ontology annotation, cellular component: nucleus; cytoplasm; nucleoplasm.
AUGGCCGAGCGCUACAUUCCCGAGCAUCGGCGUACGCAGUUCAAGGCGAAGAAUACGUUCAAGCCCGAGGAGCUGCGUCGCCGCCGCGAAGAGCAGCAGGUUGAGAUCCGCAAGGCGAAGCGUGAGGAGAACCUGGCCAAGCGCCGUGGCAUCGGCUCUGGCGACUCACGGCCCGGUGCUUCGCUGGGUGCCGCCCCUGACAGCGACGAUGACACCGCCCCGACCGAGUCUCAGCUGAACGAGGACCUCCCCCAGAUGGUCCAAGGCGUCUUCUCCGAUCAGAUCGACCAGCAGAUCCAGGCGACAACCAAGUUCCGGAAACUGCUCUCCAAAGAGCGCAACCCGCCCAUCGAGGAGGUUAUCAAGACCGGCGUCGUCUCCCGUUUUGUCGAGUUCCUGCGGUCGCCACACACCCUGGUGCAGUUCGAGGCUGCCUGGGCCCUCACAAACAUUGCCAGCGGCUCUGCAACGCAGACCCAGGUGGUCAUUGAGGCCGGUGCCGUGCCCAUCUUUGUCGAGCUGCUGUCGAGCCCCGAACCCGACGUCCGCGAACAGGCCGUGUGGGCGCUGGGCAAUAUUGCCGGCGACAGCCCGCAGUGCCGCGAUUACGUCCUCAGCUGUGGCGCCCUCAAACCUCUGCUGACCCUGCUUGGCGACAGCCGCAAGCUGAGCAUGCUGCGGAACGCAACGUGGACCCUGAGCAACUUCUGCCGUGGCAAGACCCCCCAGCCCGACUGGAACACCAUCCAGCCUGCGCUGCCCGUGCUGUCCAAGCUCGUGUACAGCCUGGACGACGAGGUGCUGAUUGACGCCUGCUGGGCGAUCUCGUAUCUCUCGGACGGCUCCAACGAUAAGAUCCAGGCUGUGAUCGAGGCCGGCAUCCCGCGUCGCCUUGUGGAGCUGCUGAUGCACGCGUCGACCUCCGUGCAGACCCCAGCACUGCGCUCGGUCGGCAACAUCGUGACGGGCGACGACGUGCAGACGCAAGUGAUUAUCAACUGCGGCGCUCUCUCGUGUCUGCUGUCGCUACUCAGCUCAAACAAGGACGGCAUCCGCAAGGAGGCGUGCUGGACCAUCUCCAACAUCACGGCCGGCAACUCGGCGCAGAUUCAGUCCGUGAUCGACGCCAACAUCAUUCCGCCGCUGAUCCACCUGCUGUCGAACGGCGACCUGAAGACGCGCAAGGAGGCGUGCUGGGCGAUUAGCAACGCGACGUCUGGCGGCCUCCAGAAGCCCGAGCAGAUCCGCUACCUGGUGGCGCAGGGCUGCAUCAAGCCGCUCUGCGACCUGCUGGCGUGCCCCGACAACAAGAUCAUCCAGGUGGCGCUGGACGGCCUCGAGAACAUCCUCAAGGUCGGCGAGCUCGACCGCCAGGCCCAGGGCGAGGGCAACGACGCGAUCAACACUUAUGCGCUGUUCAUCGAGGAGUGCGGUGGCAUGGAGAAGAUCCACGACUGCCAGACCAACGCCAACGAGGAGAUCUACAUGAAGGCGUACAACAUCAUCGAGAAGUACUUCUCCGACGACGACGAGGGUGCCGAGGAUGGCCAGCCGGCUGCGAACGGCACGUUUGGCUUUGGUGCGGCGAACAACGGUGGCAACGCCGAAGGUGGUGGCUUCAGCUUCGCCAACAGCGCGGACAACAUGGACAUGUAA